Syzygium oleosum is the source of this 1536-nucleotide messenger RNA. RefSeq names its product glutamate dehydrogenase 2. The coding region runs from base 50 to 1285 and encodes 411 amino acids. The record is from RefSeq and is a predicted model, not a curated record. Lineage: Eukaryota; Viridiplantae; Streptophyta; Magnoliopsida; Myrtales; Myrtaceae. Gene Ontology annotation, cellular component: mitochondrion. Gene Ontology annotation, molecular function: L-glutamate dehydrogenase (NAD+) activity. Gene Ontology annotation, biological process: L-glutamate catabolic process. The transcript has 9 exons.
UUCCAUCCUCGAGAUUUCUCCCUCUUGUUCUUUUGACUUGAGAUCGACCAUGAACGCCCUCGCCGCAACGAACCGCAACUUCCGCCACGCGGCUCGCAUUCUCGGGCUCGAUUCUAAGCUGGAGCGGAGCCUCUUGAUCCCGUUUCGGGAGAUCAAGGUGGAGUGCACGAUUCCCAAGGACGACGGCACCCUGGUGUCGUACGUCGGGUUCAGGGUGCAACACGACAAUGCGCGCGGUCCCAUGAAGGGCGGGAUCAGAUAUCAUCCUGAGGUUGACCCGGAUGAAGUUAAUGCCCUGGCCCAGUUGAUGACCUGGAAGACAGCUGUAGCGGAUAUUCCAUAUGGAGGUGCAAAGGGUGGGAUUGGAUGCAAUCCUAGGGAUUUAAGUAAGAGUGAGUUGGAACGCCUAACCCGUGUAUUCACUCAGAAGAUUCAUGACCUCAUUGGGAUCCAUACUGAUGUUCCCGCUCCUGACAUGGGAACGAAUGCUCAGACCAUGGCAUGGAUUUUGGAUGAGUACUCAAAAUUUCAUGGUCACUCACCGGCUGUCGUGACAGGAAAACCAAUUGAUCUUGGUGGAUCACUAGGCCGGGAGGCUGCUACUGGCCGUGGCGUUGUUUUCGCUACGGAAGCUUUGCUUGCCGAGCAUGGGAAGUCCAUCAACAAUCUGACAUUUGUUAUUCAGGGAUUUGGAAAUGUGGGGUCCUGGGCAGCAAAGCUGAUUCAUGAGAGAGGUGGUAAGGUUAUAGCAGUCAGUGACGUCACCGGUGCAGUUAAAAAUCCAAAUGGUAUCAAUAUUCCAGAAUUGCUCCAGCACAAAGAAAGCACUGGCAGUCUGAAAGAUUUCCAAGGUGGAGACUCCAUGAAUCCUGAUGAACUGCUUGUACAUGAAUGUGAUGUUCUUAUCCCUUGUGCUUUAGGGGGAGUUCUGAACAGGGAUAAUGCAGCAGAUGUAAAGGCCAAGUUCAUUAUUGAGGCGGCCAACCAUCCUACUGAUCCAGAAGCAGAUGAGAUAUUAUCGAAGAAAGGAGUUGUAAUUCUGCCUGAUAUAUAUGCAAAUGCUGGGGGAGUGACUGUUAGCUAUUUUGAGUGGGUUCAGAACAUCCAAGGUUUCAUGUGGGAUGAAGAUAAGGUGAACAGCGAGCUUCAGAGAUACAUGACUCGAGCUUUCCACAACAUCAAGAACAUGUGCCAGGUUCAUGACUGCAACUUGCGGAUGGGUGCCUUCACGCUUGGGGUGAACAGGGUUGCACGAGCCACCCUUUUAAGGGGUUGGGAAGCAUAGUUUUCUUCCUUGUUUGUUCGCAUCCCUGUUCUUCAGUAACAUUUCGUGGAGAUAUCCCAGCCAUGGAAGCAUCUGGAAAUCACAGCUGACGGAAUCAUUUUCACCGGCCCAAGAAGAGCCUUUUUUUUUCUGUUUUCAUUUUGCUUUAUUUUUUAACCCUCAGAACCUUUUGUGUUCGUUGGCGGGAAUCACUACAUUGGAUGCUUGCAACAUAUUGUUCGAGAAAUAAGAAGAGUAUGAGCAUGAGCUGA